Penicillium concentricum is the source of this 1920-nucleotide messenger RNA. RefSeq lists its product as uncharacterized. The record is from RefSeq and is a predicted model, not a curated record. The coding region runs from base 1 to 1920 and encodes 639 amino acids. Lineage: Eukaryota; Fungi; Ascomycota; Eurotiomycetes; Eurotiales; Aspergillaceae. The transcript is spliced from 3 exons.
AUGGCUUUCGUUGCGGAUGAAUUCUUCUCUGACAUGGAUGCGUCAAUUUCCAACGAGUGGGUUGACUUUGAUCAAUUCCUCGAUCUCCCUUCAGGCUACGACGACCAGUCAACUGCCACCACAGUCUCACCUCAGGAUCUGGCUCUCCCUUAUGAGGCAGAUGGGAUGUUCACCUCCCCAUCUGAUUUCAUGCAAUCCUCCCUCGAUACGACCAACUAUGAUCUCCAAGAGUUUAUGGGCAUGGAUGGAGGAGGUUUCAUGCAGGACCCGGCUGCUCCCUUGUUCGAUGAUGCUGCGUUCCUAGGGUACAACCCGUAUGACAGCAGCAAUACAUUCAGGAACUUGGUUGAGGCCCAGGCCGCCGCCGACCCGCGCGUUGCUACUAUCAAGGAGAAGCGUCGCGAGGCAGCGAUUGCGUUGCACCUGCAGCGCCUUUGCGAUGCGACUGCUCUCGACUUGGAUAUGUCCUCCGACUCCAACACCAGCUUCUCAUCCCCAAGCUGGUCAGAAUACCCCAGAGAAUACAUCUGUCGAGGCACCCCUCCAGGAGGCAUGGAGAUGGUUCUCGACUUGAACAUGAACGCCGCAGCCAAUGUGCCUAAGAAACAGAAGCCUCGAUCGCAGGCACAGAAGGAGAACUACAUCAAGGCUCGGAAGUACGGUGCUUGUGAGAAGCACAAGAAGCAGCACAAGCGAUGCAACUGCCUGGAGAAGGCUGCUGCUCGUGUCGCUGCCAGCGACAUUCCUAUGAACGCCGCACUCCAAGAACGGCCGAGGCAGCCGAUGCUCCAAGUGCCGAUCCUCCCGGAGUCGCGCUACUCAGACUCGCCCGGUCACGACCCAUCAUUCAACUCACCUCAAGCGCUUCCAACUGUCAAGGCGACAAGGAAAUUGACAAGUAUCUCAUCUGGUAUCGACCCAUCUGUGGGGCUGCCGUCGAUGGGACUGCCUGUUGCGGUACCAAUCAGCAAGCAGGUUAUCAGAACACAGACUCAAAAGAGUACACCACCGGGACACGAUAUUGUUCAAUCAUCUGGCAAGCCAGCUUUCAAAAGCACCUCGAGUCAAGACAUCGUUCUACUAUCGAGCAGAAAUACUGCGAAGUGCGGAGCUGUUGGACACGACACAGUCCUAUCUGGCAAGACCGUCACAAGCCACUCUUCCGCGGGACACGAGAGAGCCUCCACACAAGACAGGAUCUCAAAGAACACAGAAAGUGGACAACCCCACGAUACAUGCAAUUCAAGUAUGCCUCGGCCAGUUCACGCAGCUGGGGUGUCAUCUGGCAGCUCGAGCUUGCGCUGGCGCGUAUCGACCUCGUCUGUUGGUGUUGUGUAUUCAGAAAGGACCAACGUCAAGACGACAUCGUCGGCGGAUCAUCCAACUACUCGCGAUCGCCACAUUCCAGGCCUUCAUGUAUACCAAACGAGUUCCACCCGCACGACGGAAACACCCGUGGUGCCAGGUACUGUUGCUGGCAACGUUGGAAUGCGCCAUUCCAUGCCCCUCGUGCGCAACUCUGGACUCCAGGUACCGGGACCAGAUCACAAGAGAGUUUCAGAGGGACUUGCCAAGCAACUCGCAAUACUCUCUGGCUUACAGUCAGUGCCAAAGGAUCUACUGGUCUCGGCGACUCGGCGUGGAUCGCCAGGUCUCUUUGGAAACACAUCGCCGCAUACCCUCGAGGUUCGGCCACUGCCCAUCAGCGGAGGUAUUCUUGUUCGGCCCAUUGCUGAAAGUGUUGGCGGCCUGGUUUCCAGUACUGCCCUGGCAUUUGCCGGUGCCUGGAAGUCAUCGCUGUCUCUGGCAGCUGGGGCUGAGGGCGUGGUCUACAAAUGUCUGUCUCUGUUUGGCCGACACCUUGUGUCCGCGAAGAAGGGCUUAUAUCUGGGCGGACUGCGGAACGCUUGGUGCCUAUGA